GACGGGCACGAGGGCGUGUCGAGCGAGGCGGCGAGGCUACGGGCCGACCUCGUGGCGCUCCAGACGGAGGCGGCGGCCGCGCAGCGGACCCGCAUCCAGGACGAGAUGAAGCACCACCGCGUGCUGAACGACCAGGCUCGCCUGCGCGGCGAGAACGACCAGCUCCGCGCGGGCCUCGAGGAGGAGCGCCGCGCCCGCUGCGACGCGGAGGCCCGGCGCGAGGAGGCCGACGUUGGCGCCGCGGCCCUGCGCCUCGAGAGGGAGCGGCUCGCCGACGACGUGGAGGCGGAGAGGCGUGCCGCCGGCCUGCACAAGCUGAAGCACGAGGAAGCCCGGCUCGCGCAGGAGCAGGCGCGCGCGGAGUGCGAGAUUCUGCGGACCGGCCUCGACGCCGAGAGGCUGGCCCGGGAGGAGGCCGACGGCGCCCGGGAGCGGGCGGAGGCCGAGGGGCGCGAGGGCCGGGCCGAGGCGGGCGAGCAGCGCGAGGCAGCGGCACGGGCGGGGGAGCGGGCGGAGGAGCUCGCCCGGUCGCUGGAGCACCUGGGCACGGAGUACAGGGAGGAAUUGAAGGGCAGGGCCGAAGCCAGCGAGGGCGUCCUGGAGCUCGGGGGCGAGCUGGCGGAGUGCCGGGCCGAGCAGGCCCAGGAGCGCGCGGCGCGCGAGGCGGCCGCGGAGGCGGCGGCGGCGCGCGAGGCGGGGCUGCUGGCGGGCCUGGUCGAGGCGCAGGGCGAGCUGCAGCAGGCCGCUGGCGCCGCCGAGGCGGCGCAGGCGUGCGAGGCGGCGGAGUCGGCGCGGGCGCUCGAGGGCAGGAUGGCGCUGGAGGCCGAGGUGCUCAAGCUGGAGGCCGGGCAGGCUUGGGAGCGGGCGAGGGCGAGCGAACUGCAGGAACAAGCCAGCGCCGUGCAGGCGGAGUUGUCCGAGGAGGCGCGCCGCGGGGCGUCGGCCGCCGAGGAGAAUGAAGCGUGCGCCGAGGAGCUGCGCGAGCUGAGAGGACAGGCGUUGGGGGAGCUCGCCGCGGAGCGGCACCGCGCGGAGCAGAGCGAGCGGCGAGCCUGCGAGCUGAGUGCGCAGGCGGGCGAGCUGCGCCUGGCGCGCGCCGAGGCGGCCUCUCAGGCAGCGGCCGCCCAGGAGGCGCUGGAGGCAGCGCGGCACGACGCCUCCGGCCUGUCGGAGGCGCUGGAGAGGUGGAGGUCCGAGUACGCGGCCGCCGCGCAGGAGGCCGCCGCGGUGCCCGAGCACCGCAGGGCGCUCGCGGAGCUCGAGGAGCGGCGCGCGGGCGCCCUGGGCGAGGCGGCCGCCCUCCGCGCGGAGGCCGCCGCGUGCGCCGCGCGCGCGGGGGAGCGGCUCGAGGAGCAGAGGCGGGCCGCGGAGCGCGAGGCUGCCCAUGCGCGCGAGGAGAUCGGCCGCCUGAGCGAGGAGGUGGGGCGGCUGGAGCUGCUGGCCACCGAGCGGGGAGGCGGCCGCGAGCGCGCCGAGGCCGCCGCCCGCGAGGCGACGGAGAGGCUGCAGGCCGAGCAGCGCGGGUGGGAGGCCGCGCGCGAGGAGGCCGCGAGGGAGAGCGAGCGGCUGGGGAGGGAGGUCGAGGAGGCCGGGCGCCUGCGGGGCGAGCUGGAGCGGCAGAUGGCGGAGGAGUCGCGGAGGUGGCGGCAGGAGGCCCUCGGUGCGCGCGAGCGGCUCUCCGUCGCGGAGGCCGAGGUCGGCCAGGAGCGGCAGAGGGCCCAGCGGCACCGCGGAGAGCUGGAGCAGCAGCUCGCGGAGGAGGCCCGGAGGCGGCAGCACGAGGCGCUGGGCUCCCAGGAGCAGCUGGCCGCUGCCGAGGCCCAGGUGGAGGCCAGCAGGCGGGAGGCGCUGGCCGCAGCGGACCGCGAGAGGAAGGCGGUAGCGAAGGCUCAGGCGCACGGCGCCCGGGCAGCGGCCGAGGUGGCAAGCCUGCAGGGGACGCGCAACGAGCUGGAGCGCAGGGUCCUGCAGGUCCAGGCCACCAGCGUGCGCGGCAUGUGCGAGCUGCGCGAGGCCCACAACGACGAGAUCGAGCGCGUGACCGAGGAGCUCCAGGAGGCGCAGCAGGCACAGCUGCUCGGCGCGGAGGCGCUGGCCCGGGAGGGCUCCACGCUGCAGAGCCUGCGCGGCGAGUUGCAGACCGCCGAGGAGGCGAGGCAGCUUGCCGAGGACACCCUUCGAGAGCGGAGCGCGGCUGUCGAGGAGAUGGCGCGGGCGACGCAGGACGGCGAAGCUGCGCUGCGGGAGCGGGACGCGGCCAUCGCGAGCUUGCAGGACGCCUUGGUGCAGGCGAAGUCGCGCGCCGAGGAUGCCUUGGGAGAGCGGGACGCUGUCGUCGCGAGGCUGGAGAGUGCCCUGGCGCAUGCCAAGGAGCACAACGAGGAAGCGCUGGCCAGCCAGGCGGCCCUGCUCGAUGGUUGCCGGCAGGAGCUGGCGGAUUCGAAGUUGGGCCUGCGUCAGGAGCUCCAGGAGGCGCAGCAGGCACAGCUGCUCGGCGCGGAGGCGCUGGCCCGGGAGGGCUCCACGCUGCAGAGCCUGCGCGGCGAGUUGCAGACCGCCGAGGAGGCGAGGCAGCUUGCCGAGGACACCCUUCGAGAGCGGAGCGCGGCUGUCGAGGAGAUGGCGCGGGCGACGCAGGACGGCGAAGCUGCGCUGCGGGAGCGGGACGCGGCCAUCGCGAGCUUGCAGGACGCCUUGGUGCAGGCGAAGUCGCGCGCCGAGGAUGCCUUGGGAGAGCGGGACGCUGUCGUCGCGAGGCUGGAGAGUGCCCUGGCGCAUGCCAAGGAGCACAACGAGGAAGCGCUGGCCAGCCAGGCGGCCCUGCUCGAUGGUUGCCGGCAGGAGCUGGCGGAUUCGAAGUUGGGCCUGCGUCAGGAGCUCCAGGAGGCGCAGCAGGCACAGCUGCUCGGCGCGGAGGCGCUGGCCCGGGAGGGCUCCACGCUGCAGAGCCUGCGCGGCGAGUUGCAGACCGCCGAGGAGGCGAGGCAGCUUGCCGAGGACACCCUUCGAGAGCGGAGCGCGGCUGUCGAGGAGAUGGCGCGGGCGACGCAGGACGGCGAAGCUGCGCUGCGGGAGCGGGACGCGGCCAUCGCGAGCUUGCAGGACGCCUUGGUGCAGGCGAAGUCGCGCGCCGAGGAUGCCUUGGGAGAGCGGGACGCUGUCGUCGCGAGGCUGGAGAGUGCCCUGGCGCAUGCCAAGGAGCACAGCGAGGAAGCGCUGGCCAGCCAGGCGGCCGUGCUCGAUGGUUGCCGGCAGCAGUUCGUGGAGUCACAAAGUGUUCGGCAACACGAGGCGGAGGCGCUAGCGUUGGAGGAAGCCGCGCUCAGCAGCCUGCGCUCGGAGCUCCACGCUGCCGAGCAGGCGAGGCAGCGCAGUGCAGGCGUGCUGCAAGAGCGGGACGCACUCGUCUCGACUCUGCAGGACGCGCUGGCUCAGGCGUGGGGCAGCGGCGAGGCGUUGUUGUGUGAGCGGGACUCCAUCAUUGCGAGCCUGCGAUGCGACCUAGCACGUGCCACGGGGCGCAACGAUGACGACAGCCAGGGUGGCGCGCUCGAGUGCCUGCGUCAGGAGCUGGUCGCCGCCGAGACUGCGGAUGCAGACAGCAAAGGGUCGCUUGCCCGACACGAGGCUGCGCUCGAGAGGCUUCGAGGCGAGCUCCAGGAGGCGCAGCAGGCGCGGCAGCAAGGUGCUGAGACGCUUGCGUCCCGGGAGGGCGCCUGUGAGAGCCUGCGCAGCGAGUUGCACGACGCCGAGCAGACAAUUCAGCGCAGCGAGGUGGUGGCCUCGGACCACGGCAACAUUAUUGAGAGCGCACAGCAUGAGUUUCAGGCAGCUGCCGAGGUGCACCGCGCGGCAUUGGCAGAGCGAGAGGCGGUGCUGGAGAGCCUCAUGCACGAACUCCACCAGUCCCAGCAGGCCGCGCAGCACGAAGAGGUGGCUCUGUCUGAGCAGGCGUCGGUGGUCGGAGGCCUGCAGUGUGAGCUCCUGGCGGCCAAGCAGGCAGAGCUGCGCGCCGAGGAUGUGCUGCAGGAGCGGGGCACCAUGCUGGAUGCCCUGCGGCGUCAGCUCGAGGAGACCGAGCAGGCGAAGGAGCGGGGCAUCCAGGCGGCUUCCGACGGCGAGGCAUCGCUCGGGAGCUUGAGGCAGCAGCUUCACGCCUCUCAGCAGGCGCAGCAGCACCACGAGGCGGCGCUCGCUGAGCACGAGGCCUCGCGGGCAAGCUGGAGCGCCGAGCACGAGGCAGCCCUGGAGCGGCUGGAGCAGACCGAGCUGGCCAGCGGAGACUCCGAGGCACGGCUGCAGGGCUGCGAACAGAACUUCGCCACCCUGCAAGCGCACCUCGCUAGCCAGCAGCUCGCCGCUCAGCAGGAGAGCGCCAAGCUGCGGGCCUCCGUGCAGGCCGCGCAGAGGGAGAACCUGCUCCUGGCCGCCGAGAACGAGCACCUGCGCGGCCGGGCGCGAGAGGCGGCGGAGCAGUAUGCGGCGGCCCAGGCAGCGGAGGCCCUGCUGCACAUGGAGUCGCACCGCCUGCGCGGGCAAGUCGAGUCGGCCGUCGCGAGGUGCACCAGCGCGCAGCGCGAGCUGGCCGCGUGCAGGGUGCGCGAGAAGGCCUUCGGCCAGCUGGCCAGCGAAGACAGCGCCUCGGAGCUGCAGGAGCUGUCCUGCCACCUCGAGGAGGUGGUCGGGCAGCUGGCGGUCUACGAGCAGCAGAAGGCCGAGCUGUCCCAGCAGGCUGCCGUGUCGAUGGAGGAGCUGACGCUCCAGAGAUGCCACACUGAAGACCUGGAAGAGCGGCUGCGGACCACAGUGAUGAUGCUGGACGGAGCACAGCAGCAGGCACAGUCCAGCACCUUGAAGACCGUGCAGGCGUGCGCCAAGCAGGUGAUGCAGGCGGAGGCGCAGCAGGAGGCCGCGAGUGACAAGGCCGAGAUGACGCAGCGCCACUGCUCGGAGCUGGAGUCCAGGGUCUUCGCGCUGCAGGCUGAGCUGCAGGUGGAGAAGUACCGCAACCUCGCGCUAGAGGCGCGCAGUGCCACUCCGCCGCAGCCCACGCUGUCCGCGCUCACCGCCCAGUCCAGGCAGUCGAAGCACUCCGAGGCGAUGGAGGAGGAGAUACGCGAGCACAUCAGCGACAUAGCGGAGAGGCACCAUCGCUGCGACGGGCUCUUCAGGAAGCAGGAUGCUCGGUUGUUGGCCCUGGAGUCCCGCUGCAGGGAGGCCGAGAGCGCCGCGCGAGCGGGGGACCUGGAGAUCGCGAGGCUGCGCGAGGCGCUGGCGUCGCAGCUGCACGCAGCUGCCGUGACAAACGAGCUGCUGAGCAGUUCGGAGGUGCACGAUGGAGCGCCCCACAGCGCCAGCCGGGGAUCGCUCGCCGGUUCCCUCCACGGCUCCCCCCCGCUCAGCGCGGGCCUCGGCCAGAAGGAGCUGCUGCAGCACGACAGCCGAUGUUCCAUCCACGGCUCCCUCCAGAGAGGCCCCGAGCUGCACGGCGGCCACCCCUACGGCUCCCCUCCGCCUGGCGUCCGUCGCAGCCCCAGCCCCAGCCCUCAGAGCGCCCGGGCGCAGCAGGGGCUCGCGAGCCCAACCUUCGGGGCGCCGGGCGCCGCCCACGGCGGCCUGCGGGGGGAGGCCCACCGCGUCGUCGUGCCAGACUGCGAGGUGGAGGUCGGCUGCCGGGCGGACCGCCUCGGCAGCCUUCUCCGCAGCCCGCUCAGAUCCCAGGUCGUCAGAGGUACGGGCCUGGAGUCUCUGAGCCCGGAGCAGAGGAGAAGGAGCAUCGUCGGGUCGUCGGCGACCACUUUUGACGGCUCCUCGGCUGUCCCAUCUUCCUUGCCGACAUCGACAGACGCCACAGACCCGCACGUACAGGUUGUCCGUGGUUUGCUUGAUCAGCGGACCGAGGUGGUGCGGGCUGCAGGAAUCUCCGCGUCGUGCUCGCUGCAGGGCUCCAGCUGCACGACGGCCACGGCGCGGUGA
Prorocentrum cordatum is the source of this 5976-nucleotide messenger RNA. The record is from the annotation of a GenBank genome assembly. NCBI's taxonomy places the organism in Eukaryota, Dinophyceae, Prorocentrales, Prorocentraceae.